UUUGUUUUGGUUUGCAACGAAAUUUCUAAAAAUACUUAAUUUUUCAGGUUAAAAUUUUUUGUUUGGUAAACAGUUUGUGCGCAUUUGUAAAUUUAUAGUGAAAAUCCUCACAAUCAACAAGAGUGUUCCAUUAUAAGAGACGGGGAAAAAUGGCAUAUGGGCGUAGCGCCAGAAUGCGCAACGCCAAUACUGGUGUGGCACACGCCACUACCUCUAAGGUAAUGCCUCAUGGCGAAUUCAUUGAUCGCAUACGCAAGUCGCUUUACUUUGGUGGCGGCGCAUUGGUGGAGGAAAUGCAAGUGUCACGUCCACUUGCUGAAUAUGCAUCGGAACUAUUUUCUGCACCGCACAAGGGACACUCAUUGAAUCGUUUGAAUACAGUAGCGGCUGGUAGUGUACAUGCCUCUCCCUGUUCACUCAUUAUGGCAUUGAUAUAUUUAGAUCGGCUGAAUGUAACAGAUCCGGGCUAUGUACGACGCAUAACUCCACAGGAACUUUUUAUUGUAUCGAUGGUAUGUACAUAUGUAUGUAUAUAGUAGGUACGUAGUAGAUUCGCUUGUGCACAUAGAGAAGUAAUACAUACAUAUGUG
Molecule: messenger RNA, 590 nt
Organism: Rhagoletis zephyria (snowberry fruit fly)
Lineage: Eukaryota; Metazoa; Arthropoda; Insecta; Diptera; Tephritidae
Product: protein CNPPD1-like
Source: RefSeq, a predicted model, not a curated record